Molecule: messenger RNA, 1503 nt
Organism: Fusarium sp. VM40
Lineage: Eukaryota; Fungi; Ascomycota; Sordariomycetes; Hypocreales; Nectriaceae
Source: the annotation of a GenBank genome assembly
AUGAAACAAACUUCAGCAGUCCUUGCUUUGGGCGUCUUGGCAGCUCUCGCCCAAGCUGGCAGCAAACUCCUAUCCGGCGCAACUAUCAUCAGCUGGAAUGACUCUAGCAAUGCACCUCACAUUAUCCAAGAUGGCCAUCUCUUGAUUAAAGAUGACCGUAUUGCAAGCAUCACCACGACCAAGCCCUCAGGUCUGCCCAACAACACCGAGACAGUCGAUGUGACAGGCCAGAUCAUCACUCCUGGCUUCAUCGACACUCAUCGUCACGGUUGGCAGACAGCUUUCAAAACGAUCGGAUCUAACACAACGCUUGCCGAGUACUUUGGCCGGUAUGGCGAGUUUGCAGCUGCGCCUCAUUUCAACGCUGAAGAUGUCUACUGGGGCCAGCUCGCGGGAUUACUCGAAGCUUUGAAUGCAGGUGUGACUACAUCGCUUGACCACGCUCAUCACACAUGGUCAAACGAGACAGCUUACGCUGGUCUUAAUGCGUCUAUUGAAAGCGGUGCUCGGGUGUUCUGGGCCUAUGCCUUCCACGAUAUCCCGGCACUCAACUACACUGUGAAAGACCAAAUCCCCAAUUUUGUGGAAAUCGCAGAAGGUGACGCUUUGAAAGACAGCAACGUUGAGCUUGGCAUCUCCUACGACUCUUUCGGCCCAAACCCGCCGGCUGAUGCCAAGACCAUCGCUCAGCUGGCCAAAGAAUACAAUGUCUCUGCAUUAACCACCCACUGCCUCUCCGGUCCCUUCGGCGUCAACAACCUCCCCGAAGAUGUCCAUGCACUUGGUCUUCUUAACACUUCAAUCCCGGUUAUUUUCUCACACGGAAGCUUCAUGACCGCCACAGGCGCCCACCUUCUACGCCAGACAAACCAAUAUCUCUCCAUCACUCCAGAGUCAGAGAUGCACUAUGGUCACACUCACCCUCACUCGUACUACAUCCAAGAUCAAGCAGCCAUCGGUGUGGAUACUCACUUCACCUUCUCCACCGAUAUCCUGACACAGGCCAGAAUCUGGUUGCAGAGUGUGCGCUACUUCUUCUUUGACAAGGUCCUUUCGGACUGGGAAGUCCCCAACACCAACCCCAUGGACGUUGGCCAGGCCUUCUCACUUGCCACACGUGCUGGUGCCUUAGCAUUGAGACGACCAGACCUUGGAGUCAUCAAGGAAGGAGCCAAGGCUGAUCUCAUCGUCUGGAACGCAGCCGAUUCGCCUGCUCUCCUGGGCUGGUCUGACCCUGUGGCAGCCGUCAUGCUACACGCCAGUGUCGGCGAUAUCCUGCAUGUUUUGGUAGACGGAAAGUUCGUCAAGAAAGAUGGCAGAUUGACUGCCACUGAUUACCGUAAGACGAAGCAGAAGUUUCUCCAAAGUGCAGCAAAGAUCAAGAAGAUCUACAAGAACCUCGAGUAUCCAGAUCUCGAAGGAGAGUUCAAUGGCGGUGGCUUUUAUUACGCCUCACCUAGAACGGUGGAUCUGGAGAAGGGACUCAGAGCCAAGACCGAUUGA